Molecule: messenger RNA, 4453 nt
Organism: Lutra lutra (Eurasian river otter)
Lineage: Eukaryota; Metazoa; Chordata; Mammalia; Carnivora; Mustelidae
Gene: APH1B
Product: aph-1 homolog B, gamma-secretase subunit
Biological process (GO): Notch signaling pathway; protein processing; positive regulation of catalytic activity
Cellular component (GO): membrane; endoplasmic reticulum; gamma-secretase complex
Molecular function (GO): protein-macromolecule adaptor activity
Source: RefSeq, a predicted model, not a curated record
UUGUCCCGCCUCCUCCGCCUUGCCCCGCCUCCUCCGCGUCUCCUCCAGCCCCUCCGUCGCUCCCUGCUCGCACCCUCGCGCCGCGCUCAGCUCUGUCAGCGCCCGGCGCACCUUGCGUCCCUGUUAGGCCUCCCGGCCGGCUUCCGCGGUCGCCAUGACGGCGGCCGUGUUCUUUGGCUGCGCCUUCAUUGCCUUCGGGCCUGCGCUGGCCCUCUACAUCUUCACCAUCGCCACCGAGCCGUUGCGCGUCAUCUUCCUCAUCAUCGGAGCUUUUUUCUGGUUGGUGUCUCUGCUGUUUUCCUCCCUUUUUUGGUUCAUGGCAAGAACCAUCACUGACAACAAAGAUGGACCAAUACAGAAAUAUCUGCUGAUCUUGGGAGUGUUGGUCUCAGUCCUUAUCCAAGAAAUGUUUCGGUUUGUGUAUUAUAAACUCUUAAAAAAAGCCAGCGAGGGUUUGAAGACUAUAAAUCCAGAUGAGACAGCACCUUCUAUGCGAUUGCUGGCCUAUGUUUCUGGCUUAGGCUUUGGAAUCAUGAGUGGAGUAUUUGCCUUUGUAAAUACCCUUUCUGACUCCUUGGGACCAGGCACAGUGGGCAUUCAUGGAGACUCUCCCCAGUUCUUCCUAAAUUCAGCUUUCAUGACGCUGGUUAUCAUAUUGCUGCACGUGUUCUGGGGUAUCAUAUUUUUUGAUGGCUGUGAGAAGAAAAAGUGGUCUGCCCUUCUUGUAGUUCUGCUGACACAUCUGCUGGUGUCUGCCCUGACCUUCAUAAGUCCUCAUUAUGGAAUAAUGGUAUCCACAUAUUUAAUCAUGGUACUCAUGGGCAUCUGGGCAGUCUUUGUUGCAGGAGGCAGCUGCCGAAGCCUGAAGCUCUGCUACUCUGCCAAGGACAAGGACUUCCUCGUUUUCAACCAGCGCUCCAGAUAACCUCUGAGAACCAGCACGUGUCAAACAGUAAGCUGCAUCUUUAGAGGAAGCACAACUGUGCCUUUUUCUAAAAAUUCCUUUUCCUGGUGGUAUUUAGAAAAAACAAAACCAUCUAGAUAAAAUAUGACAUUCAUGCCACAGCUCUCUGAAAGGGAUACAUUAGUGAGUGUGCAUGUUCCGGCCACACAUUAGACUGUCACCUGGGGAGGCAACGAAUACUAGUACCCUGGGCUCCACCUUCCACAUUAAUUGGUCUGGGCAUUUGGUAAUUUUUAAGAUUUUUAUUUAUUUGAGGAGAGGGAGGAGCAGAGUGAGAGGGACAGGCAGACUCUGCGCUGAGCGUGGAGCCUGAUGUGGGCUCAGUCUCAGGACCCUGAGAUCCUGACCUGAGCUGAAACUAAAAGUCCAACGCCAAACCGACUGAGCCACCCAGGUGCCUCUGGGCUUUGGUAAUUUUUAAAAGCUUCCCAGAUGACUAUGAAAUGCAGCCAAUUUAAGAACCAUCGGUGUCCAAAUAGGAACUUCCUGAGAACACCGUAAUGAAUAAAGUCAGGUGUUCAGCUGUCUCUCAACUCAGCUUGUGCUGAGCAGGUAAAUCUUUGAAUGUCAAAUCCUGCUUGGUGUUUGUCUUUUUAAGUCAUGAAGUCACAAAAGCUAAAGGGCUUUCAUCCCUAUUAACUGUUUUCGUGUUCUUUACUAGCACCCAAUUUUAUGAGAACAUGGCAGGUUGUGCUUCUACAUGCAAUAGUAAAUCGCACUGACUUUCUAUGAUGAUUUAGUUAGAGUAAACUAUUGAUAAACAAGCUGCAUUUUUUCUGUAGUUUUUACUCUGGAUUUUGCUUUUUGAGACAUUACAUUGUUUUUGAGCAUUGAUUCAGUUUGUUUAACCAAAAACCAAUUAUUUUCUGAUUCCUGGGUAGGUAUUAUAAACCAGGAAUUUUUGUGCAACUUAUGUAAGUCUUUCCUGGGUUUAAGGCUUUUCAUGAGCUCUGUCCCAAUACAGUGUUCACCAGCCGAGUGUGGGUAGCAGGGCAGGUUGAGGUGAAGCCUGUUCUAUCUCUGAGCAGUUCUGCCGGUUGCUGAGUGAUGUGCCCUGAGACAGACUUCACUAGAACGGUGAAAGAAUCAGAAGCAUGAGGAAAACAAGCCAGUAGAGUGAUGUUGACACUUUUAAUUUGCUCUUGUGAUACUAGCCAGCACUCCCCAGCCCCCGCCAACAAGUGAUAUAGUGUAGAAUUGGAAAUGUCUGAAACUGCCAAUUCGUGCUUUUACAAAAUCCAUAUAAUCUUUAGAUUUAGCAAAUGUCUCUGGGCUUUAGUAGCAGAUAUAACCUUCCCUUUAUAGGAAUACCCAACGCGUUUGUUCAGCUUCUAGGCAACCCUUUUGAUUUCCUUUAUAAAGAGGAAAUGCCAAUGAAUUGUGCCUUUACUAACUAGAAAUUGUUCCCCAUUGAUGGCUCUUAGAGAACAGAUGGUGCGAUAUGAAAAUUCCCUACACAUUUAGGUGAUAAGCUCAGUGGAUCCCACAUGUACAGUAGAACAUCCAGAAGAAAUAGGAGCAGCAAUGAGAGGGCUCACCAGUACCAUGACAGAUGGAAGAACUUCACACUACAGUGGUGGAGAGGAAUAAUGAACAUGUUUAAAAUGGAAAGGUGGCCAGUAUUUUCGGCUAGCUGCACAUCAUUUCAGGGGCCAGAACCUCUCACGUGAACUAGACCUUUAUCUGUGAAAUCCCUUCCCAUGGUUAAAUAACUAGAAUUGCUUAAUCUAGUGAUUCAAGAGAAAUAGGAUUUCCAGCAAGGCUGUAAAUAGUCCUUAGCAAUUACAGUUACUCUCCUAAAGUUUACUUCACAACACUGAUACCAAUGCUUCCACCAGAGUUUGUGGUUUUCUACCAUUAUACAAAAUUUUCCUUAGACUAGAAGAGUCAUAGAAAGAGUCAAGGACAGAGAGACUGACGAGUGAAAUUUACCGUGCAGGGGAACGAGAUACCUGUGGAACUGGGCUGUAUUCCUGUCGGAACAUGGUGUUCUUUGGUGGACAAAACAAGAAAAAUAUAUAGUUGGUUAUCACUGUUGACAUACAAAUCUCUUAAAUGGAUAGUCUGAUAAAAUAUUUGAUCUGUAAAGUACUAAAAAGUAUGAGAAUAUUAAUAUUACUCAUUACUACGAUCUGAGGAUGUCCUCUGUACUUAAUAUUAAGUCAAGAAGCUGGGAUACUGUAAAAAUCUCAUUUAUAAAAACUUAUCAGCAAGAGGAAAUUUUUCUUUUGGUGAGACUCUUGUCUGAGGAAAUUAUUUAAUAAUCUUUGACUCCCUAUACAUAAAGGAACUUUGUACUGCUGAUUUCUGUUAAAUGUGAGCAUUGCCAUAGUCAGUUUAGGCACUAUUUUUACAAAUAGCCCUGCUUUGCUGAUGCCAGUGGUGCCCAGAGGGAGAGUAUAGGUUUCUUCUGUUGCUGUGUAUAAACUGAGAUGCCUUUUUUUUUCCCCUCUGCAUUUUUAUCUAUGAGGAUCCUUCUGAGCCCUGAUAGUAUUUGGACAGCAGGCGGUGUUGAUAGUUUAUGCCUCCUCCACACAGUGCUUUCUCAGUUUGGAAGGAAAUGUGGGUAAAGUUAGAGUUGACCGUGGAAUGUGAAUGUUGCUGCAGUGCUUGAAUAUUUUGCCAUGUGACUAUAGAGAUUGAUUUUGUUGCUCUCUAAUAAAUUUGUAAUUAUUUUUUAAUCAUUAAGUUAGUUGUUAUAACUGGAGAAGUUUAGUUACCUCAAUCCUCGCCUGCCUGUCUCAUAAUAUAAUAGUAGCUGCCUGUUUUAGAGCAUCUAUUGAAAACGUGGCCAAAAGGAAGAGAUGAUGGUAACCACAGAUUGCAUAGAGAAUGGCUUUUGUUCUCGUUGUUCAAUUUUUUUUUUCUUAAAGCACAUUUCAGUGUUUGCUGAGAUUGGCAAAUUCACAUAAAAAAUAUUAGGUGUUCUUGUCCUUAGAGUUGGGUGCAGGAUAAGUAGUUGUGACAGGAGCUUCCUCCUACGUGUACUCCUCCCACUUUGCAUCACCUCAGACUAGCCCGGAGGUAGGGGUUAGCAGUCACUGUGGGUCUGAGGGCUCCAGGGGGGCCCAGGUGGUGGCGGCCUGUCUUAGGCAGCAGCCCCCAGCAAUCUGGGAAGAGCUCUUUGUAAGUGCUAACUUUCAUUAGUUAACUUUUUCUUGGGUCCUACAGGGUCCUAACUCCAGGUGGAAAAAGUAGAUAUCACAACAAAACAAUUUUAAAGUGCUUUGCUUAGAGCAUUUUGUUUAAGAUUGCAGUGUUUAUAGUUCUUCUAUAAUAAAAGGCGUUACUUCUAUUAAAUUCUAGUGUUUAGAGAAAUGGCGACUAUAUAUGUAUCAUUUUAUAUAAGUAUACAAUAUGUAUCAUUUUAUAUAAGUUAUGCUGUUGUGUCUAUAUACUUGUAAUAUCAGGCCUUGCAUUCAGUGCGCAAUGCAAUAGACUCUUUUCAGACCUGUGUUUUUCAGUGAACAAUAAAAGUGUUGUCUGGCA